GAUCGAUGUUCGCCGCGCGCCUGGUCCGCCGGACCGCCAGAGCCGCGCCCGUCGCCGCAGCCGCCGUCGUCGCCAUGGCCGGACGUCUGACCCGCAGGUGAAGUGAGCGGACGGCGGGUCAGCCCGCCAUGCGUCCAGAAUGACCAUCUCUGCCGAGCACAGUCGCCUGUCGGACGAUGAAGCCGAUGAGCAGGAGCUCGAGGAGGUGCCGCCCAAGCUCACACUCGCCGAGAAACUCAAGAAAAAGUACGAGGAAAACCUGCCCAAGCUGGACUUUUACGCCACGGUGCUGUUCAGUCUGGUGGCGAUUGGCGCCUUCUUCGGCUUCCUGUUCCUGGUGCCGUUCGUGAUCGAGCCGGCCGUGACCACCAUACAGAUGGACUUUGAGGUAGAGCCCGUCACCUGCUGUGUGGUCUCGUUCACCGAGAUGUUCGGCGCCAGCAACUGCUCCGACUGGACGUCGUGUCGCGAGGGCUGCACGAGAGAGAUCUACGAGUGUGUGAAGAUCCUCGUGGCAUACACAGACGCUGAGAACUUCACGUGCAGCGAGCGGCCGCCGGGUCACCAGUGGUUACACAACGAGGCGUACCUCUAUCCGAACGUGAAGGGGUGCGGCUACCCGCCGACCCUGAACUGCACCAUAUUCCACGACCGGUUCCGUGAUCCGAACGUGACGUUUCCGUGCUACUACAGCCGCGUAGACGCCACGCUCGUCAUCACCGAGCUGGACCCGGAGGAGAUCGAGCACCAGCUGAUGCUGUCGAUCGUGGCGCCGGCGGUGGCGUUCGUGGUGUCGAUCACCUACCUCGUGCACGCUUACCACCGCAUGAAGCGGAAGGAGGCGGCCGCCGCCGAGCGCGACCGCCAGGAGAAGGCCCAGUGUCUGCUGGAGAGGGAGGAGGAGCAGGUGGCCACGCGCAGCAACGCCACCAGCACCUACUCCAUCAAGUCCAUCUCCAGCAAGAUCAAUGCGACGAUGGUGAGGCUGGCCCGGGAGCGGCGCAAGGAGAGCGGUGACGACGAGGCCAUGGAGCUGGAGCAGGUUGUUCCGGAGGCGCGUCCGCCCAGCCGCUAUCUGAAGCCGGGCAGGAUGCCCAGCGGCAACCGGCACAACCUGCUGGAGCCGCUGGAGCCGCCUGCCGGAGCGUCGGACCAGCCGGCGCCGCAGCCGGAAAGCGGAAAAAGCGGAAUGUCACCAGUAGAAACGUAGAAUUUUCAUUUAUCUGCAGGACAUACCGACCAGUAUUGCUUCCAUGGCGUGACGGUAGCGACUGCGACGGCCCGUCACGGCGACUGUGACGGCCCGUCACGGCCCAGGCGUCACAUCACCGUCCUACUGCUGGGGUCACUCCGCCAUUGCCUCAGUGACGUCAUCAGUCCGACUUCAGUGACGUCAACACGGGUCGGAUUCGCCGCCGCCUAGAGCCGCGCUAGUUUUUAAAGGGAGUGGACGAUUAUUGUGUGACCUGGGUCACGCAUCUGGUGAUUGCCGGCGUGCGGCGACCCACAGCAGUGCUCAUCAACGCUUUUAUAAUGUUAGUGCAUGUCUUGGUGGCGAGGCGUCAUGUCAUUGUGGUGGGAUAUUUGUCGAGGUACGGUCAUGUGGCAGGGUAGGUGGGACUGCUGUCGUUUGACCCAACGCUGUCGUCCGGAGCUAACGGCUGAGACGCGCGUUGGAGGCAAAGGCUGCAGGCCUACCGCUGCCCUGGAUACUGGACAGGGACAUUUGGACACUUCCGGUGGCAGCGCUGGCUGAAAGUGAGGACUGCAGCUCUGGUGAUUUCGCUCGGCAAUAAGAAAAUGAUCUGCGUGUCUGCGGUAGCCGGUGGCUGGGGCUACGCUGACACCUGCGAAUGUGGUGAUGCCUUCAGUGAUGGUGUGUCCUGCGCUGUGGGCCGGCUUUAAUUGCGCUCAGUGCUGAUUUAUUGAAUCGCGGUAGUUACCACGGUGAUACUUUAGCUAAGUUCAUGGCGUUGUCACUUUUGUCAGAACUAUACCUAUACCUGCGUUGUCUGUUGCGUUCGUUGACGAGCGAUUGUGUGGGUAGUCUCAACUUGCGACUACCCACACAAUUGCUCGUACAUUGUUAACUAAUACUUUAUCAUCCGACAGGAUAAGUGUCCCACAGAUCAUCCGAUGCGACUCACUUCACCGCGGUUUAGCUGAUGCUUGCUCGGAAGCGCGUGUCUCUUGUGUGUGUUUUGCUGGUUGCAACUUGAAACCCGAGGCGCUGCUUCCCAAAACGAUUUAUCUUGUUGAAUAGGUAGAAAAGAGAAUUAUGUAUAUUGAACUUCAGCAAUUUUAACUGACAGGGAUGCUGGUAGGUGUAUGAAGGUAAGACAGAUCUUUGUCAUAUCGCGGCUCCAGUUAAAGGGACCCUCCCAUCUUAACAUUAGAUUUGAGUUGAGAUAGCCAAAAUGGGGUCCCUGGCUCACAAUUACCGGUUUCGGCACUCACAACAUCGAGAAAUGCCUUAAAUCGGAAAUAUUGAAUUUCAAAAUUGCAGCAUUUUGAUUCAGAGGGGCUAAUGCUUAGGAAUACCCCUCUGAAUGUGUGACGUCAGCGCAAAUAUCUAACGAUUUUUAAAUGUUUGACUAAAACGUUUUGUAGCACGCGGGGUAUAUGCUAUUUGCGCGCAACAUCUGCCGCAAACGCCGCACUUCUAAAAUAAAGUCGCUAGAAACAGCGGAGAUCCCAAAAAAGUAAACAAAAGUAAAAGUCUAAUAUCUUGAAAACCGGUGAAUAUUUUUCGGUGAAAUUUGGUAGAUAUUCGUUUUCGCUCUUUCUGAACCAAGCGACAUCACUUUCAUGCCAAUUCAUAAACUUUUUUGAAGGUGGGAGGGUCCCUUUAAAUAUGAAACCGCAUCCCAAUAGGUGUCGAAUGAUGGGAUUUGGGAAGAUCCGUUAGCACUAUUGUUGUUGAGCGUAUGUUUCUGCGUCGUUGUUUUAAUUUCGGAUGCUAGUCAGCCCGACCGGUUUCAAACUUCUCCAACUUAUUUAAAGUUUUGACACGAUAAUUUGUACGAUUUACAGCUCUUGGAAGGCUUUUCCAUACCUAAUGUUAGUUGGAACUCCUUUGAGCUGGUAGCCAGCAGGGUGCAGUCGCAUGCAAAAGGGGCAGUCGCUGGAUCGAGAAGUUUAUAAAGGAAGCAAUUGAAUUAUGUAAUGUUCUAUGAAGUUUUAGCUUACAAUGCACUCGUUGGAGUUAUUAAUUUACCUCAGUUGAUGUUAUUUUUAGUUUUACUAUGCUACAUUUAUUUUUCAGCAUUGCUUGUAUUGUUAACCUUCUUGAUUUUGAGUAAUCCACUACAAUUCCAUUGAUUAUGUUAAGUGUAGCUAGCGAUACAGUUGGAAGUCGACUGGUUUCCCGACUUGUUGCACUGGUGACCAGCGAAGUGGGGUUAUUCCAUAAUUUUUUUGGUAAAGCCGCGUAUGACAGAUCGUGUCACCCUCGCUGAGCAACCGCUGCUAUUCCGGCGCUCACCCCAGACGCGAACCGUCUGACUGACGCGAGCAGUCCCUGCUCUGGGACCGCCUCGGCAGUGCCCGACCGUACAAAGGAACGGGCGCAGCGCGCGCUGGGGUAGGGUCCCCUCAGCGGCCCGCGGGCCGGCCGGCGCGCCUCGGCGAACUGCCUGUGAUACCGGACGUUGUAGAGUGCGCACGUGCGUCUCCAAUGAUUGGCUCGAUCGCUGUCCUCGGCACGGCGCCGCACUCGCGCGCACCGCCGCGCCGUGCUGACCGCUCACAACUCGCUGUUCUCGCGCUCGUAUACUCCGACUCUGUGCUCUCUACUGACCCUGUUCUGUGCUCUCCGUGCUCUGUGCUCUUUUCUUA
Messenger RNA from Amphibalanus amphitrite, 3837 nucleotides. RefSeq names its product protein tipE-like. The record is from RefSeq and is a predicted model, not a curated record. The transcript is spliced from 5 exons. Gene Ontology annotation, biological process: regulation of sodium ion transport. Lineage: Eukaryota; Metazoa; Arthropoda; Thecostraca; Balanomorpha; Balanidae. Bases 140 to 1210 code for a protein of 356 amino acids. Gene Ontology annotation, molecular function: sodium channel regulator activity.